AUGGUUCGUCAUUUGGAUUUUUCCACUUUUUCAACCUGUGGUCUGCAAAAAUGUUCUUCGGCUAUUCAAAAUGUCGUUACUCCGGAUCUUGUAAUUCAUAUUCUGAGGUCUUUCCCUGAAUUAAAAGCCUUUUCCAUAUCUGAAUCUUUAGAAUCUGUAAUUACUCUUGAUGUAUUAAAAGUUCUAUUCUUAGAAUGUAAAAAUAUCAAGAUUAUUGAUUUUUGCGGAUGCUCUAGUAAACAAUUUGGCAAUGCUUUAGAAAAAUUUACACAUCUAAUUGGUCGCGUCAAAAUUGACCAAUUUCAUAACGAUAAUGAUAAUGAAGAUACGGCUGUUACUUUUCAAACAAUUGAUAAUCCCUUAUUAUUUCAUCUACAAAGACUUUCACUUCAUGAAUGUCCAAUCAUUUCGGAGUAUUCAACUAUCAUACCCCUUCUUGCUCAUGCACCAAAUCUUACGCAUCUUGAUCUAGGUGGUUGUUCCAUCAGUGAUUUAACAUUAAACUUUUUAGCUGGAUCUAAUGCUCCAAGUAAAUUAUCCCAUUUACUAUUAGCUAAAUGUAAAAACAUUUCAUCUAGUUCUAUUUCUUCUUUUAUUUCUAAAUGUUCUCAACUGGAAGCUCUUAAUCUUUACGGUGAAAGAGAUAUCUCCACUGCUAUUAAAGAAUGUGAUUUAAUAACUAUAUUACAUUCACCUAACGUAAAGAAUUUCCGUACUUUAGAUAUCGGAUCUUCACAAAUAACACCUUUAAUUUUAACUGCAAUUAAAGAGAAUUGUUCAUCAUUAGAAAAUCUAGGAAUUUCAAAAGCACAAAUUACCAAUAUAAAUCUUGUUAAAGAACUUUUAACUGCAAUACCAACUCUACAAUAUAUUGAUCUUACCUCAAUUCCAUGUUUUAAUUUAUUAAACACAAAUAGUAUAUUCUCUUCCAUAGCAAAGAAAAAACAUUCAAUUCACACAAUCGAAAUGAGUCAAUCUUUACUUAAAAAACUUUGCGCUGUUGACGGUUGGAAAAUUGAUGUAAAUUAUGGUAGAAGAUGGUAUUAUUCUCGUGAAACUCAGGGAUGUGUAAUUAAACCUGAUAGAGUACAUGGUAGAAAAUUAGAUAUAACUGAAUAUGGUCCGGAAUAUAUGAGCAAAAUUUUUCAGUAUUAUAGUUUUGAUGCGUGA
Racocetra persica is the source of this 1170-nucleotide messenger RNA. NCBI's taxonomy places the organism in Eukaryota, Fungi, Glomeromycota, Glomeromycetes, Diversisporales, Gigasporaceae. The record is from the annotation of a GenBank genome assembly.